CACCUCCUCAGCAAGGGCAACAAAGACACACUGCUUUCAAAACCUCCAGAAGCUUUUUUGAAACCGCACAGGGCAGGGUUGUGAGAUCGGUGAGAGUCAUGAAGCGUUUACUUUUCGUGGUUUUGAGUUUGCUGCUGUCUCUUCAGCGUGCUCGUGGAAUAAAUAGGAACUGCAAACCAGUGACGUCCACCUUUUGUCAAGGUUUAGGAUACUCCACUACGGCCAGUCCGACCGGAGCUACGGGCUACAGCCUGCAGCAGAUCGGUCAGAUGGUGGAGACGGCGUGUUCUCCACACAUCGCCAUCCUCAUGUGUCGCGUCGCAGUGCCUGAAUGCGGCUCGGAGGACGUCAACCGGAUGAAACCGUGCCGAGCUCUCUGUCAGAAGGUCAAGACCGACUGUGAGUCGACCUUCAAAACCAGGAGGUUGACCUGGCCAAUGAGGCUGCGCUGUGAGUCUUUACCUGAGAAUGACUGUGUCCAGGGUCAAGUGAGCCAAGCUGCUCCAGAAGCUCCUGCUGCUGCUGCUGCUGCAACAUGUGAGACGAUAACCGUCCCUCUCUGCAAAGACCUUCCCUACACAGAGACGAUCAUGCCCAACGUUAUUGGCCACAAAAGUCAAGAGGAAGCCGGCCUGGAGAUGCAACAGUUUUCAUCCCUGGUGAGGGUGGGCUGCUCCCCUCAGCUAAAGCCUUUCCUGUGCUCCCUCUUCGCUCCUGAAUGUGAGGCUGGAGGAGCUCGACCUCCCUGUAGGACACUCUGUGAGCAGGCACGCUCCGGCUGCGAAUCUCUGAUGAACAAAUUUGAUUUCCAGUGGCCUGAAUCUUUCCAGUGUGACAAGUUUACCACUGAAUCCUGUGAACGAAGACCAGCCUUCGUUUUGCCAACAAUACCCACUGGAGUGUGUCAGAAAAUCUCCGUCCCCCUCUGCAUCGGCCUACCUUACACCGAGACCGUCCUGCCAAACCUUCUCGGCCACGUACAUCAGAGGGACGUAGACCAGUCGAUACAAACCUUUGCAUCGCUUGUACAGGUGGAGUGCUCCCCCCAUCUGAAGCCGUUCUUGUGCUCCGUUUUCACCCCCGAGUGCAAGUCAGGAAGACCUCAGCCUCCCUGCAGGACGCUCUGUGAGCAGGCACGCUCCAGCUGCGAACCUCUGAUGAACAGGUUCGGAUUAAGGUGGCCCGAAACCCUCAAGUGUGAAAGAUUUACAACCGAGUCCUGUGAACAUUACGGAGUCAGCAGCAACGGGGGAAUCUGUGAGCCCAUCACCAUCCCGGUGUGUCAGGGCCUGUCCUACAACCUGACCAUCACUCCAAACCUCCUGGGACACGCCAGCCAAAGAGAUGCAGUGAUGAAGAUGUCUUUCUUCAACUCCUUUGUGCAGAAACUGUGCUCAGUGGACAUCCGCCUCUUUGUGUGUACGGUGUACGCCCCCAAGUGUGUGGCGGGGGAAGUGCAGAAGCCCUGCAGGUCCUUCUGUGAGAGAGCCAAACGAGGCUGCGAGGGUUUGAUGCACAGCUUUGGUGUUUCCUGGCCAGAGGAGCUGCAGUGUAACGCAUUCCCAGAGGAGAUGUGCAUAUCAGAGGACAGCAGGCCCGACAUGCUGACUGCUGAGGAUGUUGUUGCUAAACUGAUUGCUGCUGGAUAUUCUGUCCGUGGCCGAUCCCUGACUCUGAGGACGGCUCGCCUCCUGGUGACUCUCAUGGAUGCAGAUAAAAGUGAAGACCUGGAUUCAGUGGAGGUUUUCAAAAUGGAGCACUAUGUGGCUGUGGUCAGGAGGGAGUAUGUGGAGAGCUACGAGAGUAGGAAUCCUCCGUCUGUCACUCAAACCCAGCUGAAGAAAGCUCUGUCUGCCCGCGAGUUUAACAUCGGCGAAGAAACCUUCAGGACUCUGUGGCGCGACCAUCGAACUGAAAACGGGAUCGAAUACGACGACUUUGUGGCAGUCAUCACAAAACUUCAGAUCCUCACAGAACGCUUCGAGUCACAACUUCUCAAUCUGCCGUGUGACUGCAAGGUGGCCAGCUUCUCCUUCAGACAGUUCAUCAGAUCAGCCAUCUUCUGAGGAAUGGAAAGGUGCUGCGCUGAUGGAGCAGAGGAGGAAUGUUUUUCACGACUGAGCAGCAAAAAUACAUUUUCAGAUCACAUAUAUGAACUGUCUCUUUGUCAAAUUGAUACUUACAUAAAAAAAUACUCUUCUCUA
Labrus mixtus (cuckoo wrasse) is the source of this 2204-nucleotide messenger RNA. RefSeq lists its product as uncharacterized. The record is from RefSeq and is a predicted model, not a curated record. Gene Ontology annotation, cellular component: plasma membrane. NCBI's taxonomy places the organism in Eukaryota, Metazoa, Chordata, Actinopteri, Labriformes, Labridae. Gene Ontology annotation, molecular function: Wnt-protein binding; Wnt receptor activity. The transcript is spliced from 11 exons. The coding region runs from base 99 to 2066 and encodes 655 amino acids. Gene Ontology annotation, biological process: canonical Wnt signaling pathway; non-canonical Wnt signaling pathway.